CGUUACAUUCGUUCAUAGGAUUCUGGACAAAGGUGUUAGCGGAAGUUCCAUUGCUUGCUUUAGCUAACUAUCGAAGUCUGACGACUGUUUUUACUCCGUUUUUGCAGAAUUUUGAAUCUUUACCUGUUACAAAAUGCGUGAGUGUAUCUCGGUUCAUGUUGGACAAGCUGGAGUCCAGAUCGGUAAUGCCUGUUGGGAAUUGUAUUGUCUGGAACAUGGCAUCCAGCCUGAUGGCCAGAUGCCAUCUGACAAAACUAUUGGGGGAGGUGAUGAUAGUUUCAAUACCUUCUUCAGUGAGACUGGUGCAGGAAAACACGUGCCCAGAGCAGUUUUCAUUGACUUGGAACCUACAGUAGUUGACGAAGUACGUACUGGUACGUACCGUCAAUUGUUCCAUCCAGAGCAGUUAAUCACUGGCAAGGAAGAUGCAGCCAACAAUUACGCUCGUGGUCACUACACGAUUGGAAAAGAAAUCGUCGAUCUCGUGUUGGACCGUAUCCGUAAAUUGUCUGAUCAAUGUACUGGUCUCCAAGGAUUCCUGAUAUUCCACUCCUUCGGUGGUGGUACUGGCUCUGGAUUCACAUCACUCUUGAUGGAGCGUCUCUCUGUAGACUAUGGCAAGAAAUCCAAGCUGGAAUUCGCUAUCUACCCUGCUCCUCAAGUCUCCACAGCUGUUGUCGAGCCAUACAAUUCUAUUCUCACAACACAUACCACUCUUGAACAUUCCGAUUGCGCAUUUAUGGUCGACAACGAAGCCAUUUACGACAUCUGCCGUCGUAACUUGGACAUCGAGAGACCCACUUACACGAACUUGAAUAGACUGAUCGGCCAAAUUGUAUCCUCUAUUACCGCUUCCCUGCGAUUUGACGGCGCUCUGAACGUGGAUUUGACGGAAUUCCAGACGAAUUUGGUACCUUAUCCUAGAAUUCAUUUCCCGUUGGUAACUUAUGCGCCAGUCAUCUCCGCGGAGAAGGCGUAUCACGAGCAACUCUCUGUAUCAGAGAUUACUAACGCCUGCUUCGAGCCUGCAAACCAGAUGGUUAAAUGCGACCCACGUCACGGCAAAUACAUGGCUUGCUGCAUGUUGUACAGAGGUGAUGUCGUGCCCAAGGACGUGAACGCGGCUAUCGCCACCAUCAAGACUAAGCGUACCAUUCAGUUUGUUGAUUGGUGCCCCACUGGAUUCAAAGUUGGCAUUAAUUACCAACCUCCGACCGUAGUACCUGGUGGCGAUCUUGCCAAGGUACAACGAGCCGUCUGCAUGUUGUCCAACACUACUGCUAUCGCCGAAGCUUGGGCCCGUCUUGACCACAAAUUCGAUUUGAUGUACGCCAAGCGAGCCUUUGUCCACUGGUACGUCGGAGAAGGUAUGGAAGAAGGAGAAUUCUCUGAAGCCCGAGAAGAUCUUGCGGCUCUCGAGAAAGACUACGAGGAAGUUGGUAUGGACUCCGCAGAAGGUGAAGGGGAAGGUGCCGAAGAAUACUAAGAUGGCAUUUUGAUAUAAUGAGUUUUUUUUUUGCAAUAAAGAAUCUGAUUUCUAUCAGCAA
Megalopta genalis is the source of this 1547-nucleotide messenger RNA. The record is from RefSeq and is a predicted model, not a curated record. NCBI's taxonomy places the organism in Eukaryota, Metazoa, Arthropoda, Insecta, Hymenoptera, Halictidae.